AUGCUGGAUCUCAGACGGCUCGUCUCUGGCCGCAAAGCGCGCUACACGGAGGAUGGCUUCGACUUGGACUUGUGCAGGUUGACCGACCGAAUCAUCAUUAUGGGUUACCCUGCGACUGGUACUGCAUCUCUGUACCGGAACAAGCGAUCCGACGUGAUCCGCUUCCUCGAACCCUACGCUCCCCACUACCGCAUCUUCAACCUCUGCCCGCUCUACGAAAACUCCUACAAAGCUUCAGCAUUCGCAACGGACGGCGCUUCGAAUGAGGAGGAGGCGGGGGAGAAGGUGCUGGGCGGGCCGGUAGAGCGGUAUCCUUGGCCUGAUCACCAUCCGCCGCCUUUGAGCAUGGUACCGGUUAUGGCGACGGGUGCGAAGCGGUGGUACGAGAAGGACGAGCGGAAUGUUGUCGUGAUUCACUGCAAGGCUGGAAAAGGACGGUCCGGCACCUUCGCCCUCUCACUCCUGCUCGCCCUACCCGGUCUUCCUUCAGCGCCUGCUCUGCCAAAGGACGACAAGGCGAACCAAAGCGACGACCUGAAGACGUACGGCCCGCUCGACCCGCGCGCAGUACUCGCCAAGUCGGGGUCGGACAUCCAGGACCUGCCGAUGGAAGACAAGCUCGAGUACUUGCUCCGCUUCCACACCCUCCGACGAAUGAGCCCGGGCGCGAAACGCUACGGCGUCUCGAUCGCCAGUCAGCGCCGGUGGCUCGGCUACUGGGUCCGUCUCCUCAAAGGUGAUGACCCUAGAGACAAUGCGUUGUCCGGCAGCAAGCGAGUCGUGCUCGAGUACGUUAAGGUGACGGGACCGGGCUUGCAUGGGGUUGGAAAGGUUGUUGCGGGCGGCAACGAGCGGAUGGCGGUGCAGGUUCUCCGCUACAAGGACUCGAUCGCCGCCAACCUCCGCGAGCGAGAACUCACGCUGGCGCGAGACCCAAACACGCCGACCACCCUUGACGACUGGGACGACCGAAGCGAGAUGUUCGUCCACGUCGGUUCGCUCUCAGAGGCGAGCGACAAGCAGGGCUCUCAUCCGCUCCGGGAUGAUACCCCAACCCAGCUCGAACCGACUCAAACGGACGCAGGCGCAAGCGUUCCGCCCUCAGCUUCCGCCUCAACCGGCUCGCUCCCUUCGGCGGUCAUCAAGACUCCGGCCUCGUCUAUCGCCGAGUCGCCCGACCUGCCGCCCCCUUCACAAACCGCCGCCACACCCACCUCGACUUCCGCCAACCCUGGACCUUCCCGAACUCGCGUACUCGUUCCUCGCACCUCCUUCCUUGAGCCGAACUCGACCAGCAACAAGCGACGAUCCGAGAAGGAGGCAAAGGCGGCAGUAGAGCAGGACGGAGGAAUUGUGUUAGACGGAGACAGGGAGGUUCAGCUCAAAUACCUCGUCGGCAAGACGGGUGACAGGCAUGGCAAGCUGCCUGACAUGGCGGCUCUCGCGAUCACCUGGUUCGUCCCGUCUUUCGAAGCGAGCGCACCGACGAACGGCGGAGACAAGCGCUCGAAGCUCGUUAUCUCGGGCAAAGACCUCGACUUCCGCAAACCUUUCGCGGGAAUCGAGGAGGUCGAGGUCGGAUGGCGCUGGCUGGGUUAG
Rhodotorula toruloides NP11 is the source of this 1599-nucleotide messenger RNA. RefSeq names its product phosphatidylinositol-3,4,5-trisphosphate 3-phosphatase. The record is from RefSeq and is a predicted model, not a curated record. Lineage: Eukaryota; Fungi; Basidiomycota; Microbotryomycetes; Sporidiobolales; Sporidiobolaceae. Gene Ontology annotation, molecular function: protein tyrosine phosphatase activity; phosphatidylinositol-3,4,5-trisphosphate 3-phosphatase activity. The transcript is spliced from 8 exons. Gene Ontology annotation, biological process: negative regulation of cell population proliferation; phosphatidylinositol dephosphorylation; protein dephosphorylation. Gene Ontology annotation, cellular component: cytosol; cell projection; plasma membrane. Bases 1 to 1599 code for a protein of 532 amino acids.